AUGAAUUUGUCCGUCACCGGCAUCGAACCAGUGGCAUUCAGCCCCAACACCUCAUAUCAGACGGUUGUUUCGUUAGAUCCCAUUGAAGACAUUGACAACAUGGAAGAACCGAGGCAUGUCGCCAUUGGAUUUGAGACUUACGAUGGCAUCAUCCACGAUUAUCGUGGCGCUGCUUCAUUUGAUCGAAUUCCUGGAACGGCAUCUUACCGCUACCUCAUACGUGGGGUUCAAGUUAAGAGGAACAAUGAUGGGAGUCUUCCGGAGAGUGUUGACUUGAAUGACACCAUCGAAUCAAUGGAGCUUCGACUUACCAGUCGGUUUGAGUGGUACACAAAGAGUCAGAAGAUCAAAGGUAAAGAAACAACUGGCAGGAUCGUUCGAAUGAGAUUUCUCCGCUCGAAAGAUGAAGAACAUCCAAAGGCAAUUAGGCAAAUUGAUCUGAUUAUUCCAAGGUCGGAGAACUGUGACAGUGGCAAGCUUCUAGUGCUUGCAAUCAAUCAGGCAUCCGCUCUCGUUGAUGCCAAUAUUGCGGAAAGCAAGCUCAAGGAAGAGCAAGAGCGACAACAAGCAGCCAGACUUCGAGGCAAUAUCCUCCCGUAG
Messenger RNA from Seminavis robusta, 600 nucleotides. Lineage: Eukaryota; Bacillariophyta; Bacillariophyceae; Naviculales; Naviculaceae. The record is from the annotation of a GenBank genome assembly.